Molecule: messenger RNA, 2019 nt
Organism: Humulus lupulus (European hop)
Lineage: Eukaryota; Viridiplantae; Streptophyta; Magnoliopsida; Rosales; Cannabaceae
Product: protein DETOXIFICATION 56
Exons: 1
Coding region: 418-1881 (487 amino acids)
Biological process (GO): xenobiotic detoxification by transmembrane export across the plasma membrane
Cellular component (GO): membrane
Molecular function (GO): xenobiotic transmembrane transporter activity; antiporter activity
Source: RefSeq, a predicted model, not a curated record
UGCAUCUAUAUGCUAUAUAUAUGCACACAUCCACACAAGUUUAUGUUCUUUAGAAAUUGUUCAACCUACAAAAUAUUCUUCUAAUUUUCUGUAUUAAAUCUCUCUUUUAACAUCUACUAUAUUCGAGAGAGUAUUUUCUUCUUAAUUCUUACUAUCUCUUUGCAUGCACCAAAAUCUCACUUACAAGAUUCCACCGUGGGUAUGUAAGCACUAAGCAUGAAUAUGGCCCCUCCUUGCACUAUAAAAAUCCACCACCAUCACUUGUCACCCUUCCUCAAUUGUCCGUUACAUGAUUUGCUCACGAGAACCGUGCACUCAUACCAACUCAAUAGGCCACAAGUUUCCAACUUUUUUCUUUAUAUUGAGCUAAAAAUCCAAUUUUGAAAGACACCCACCAAGCCAUUUUGCUCAAAAGUUAUGUCUAGUGUAUCAAACUUGCAAGAAAACCAAGGCAGAUCAUGGCCAGCCAAAUUUUCCAAAAGGGUUCUCUCAGAGCUGAAAACGCAACAAGGGAUGGCAGUUCCAUUGGUGGCUAUGAAUUUGACUUGGUUCAUAAAAAUAACCAUCACAACAGCAUUUCUAGGCCGGCUUGGAGAGCUCCAACUGGCUGGCGGUGCGCUUGGCUUCACUUUCGCUAAUGUCACUGGCUUUUCUGUCUUGACUGGUCUCAGUGGUGCCAUGGAACCAAUAUGUGGCCAAGCUUAUGGUGCUAAAAAUUCCAAACUCCUUCACAAGACCCUUCUCAUGACAAUGUUUUUGUUACUACUAGUUACGGUUCCUAUUUCUUUCUUGUGGCUCCAUGUUGAUAAACUCCUCAUCCAUUUUGGCCAACAAGAAGACCUUUCAAUUGUUGCAAGGAACUACCUUUUCUAUCUCCUUCCUGACUUGGUGAUCACGGCAAUAAUUUGUCCUCUCAAAGCGUAUUUGAGCUCACAAGGCAUAACAGUCCCUAUCAUGUUCAGCUAUGGUCUGGCGCUCGCCUUCCACGUACCAAUCAACAUCUUUCUGGCCAAAGCAAAGGGUCUUGAGGGAGUUGCCAUGGCUGUGUGGAUUUCUGAUCUCAUAGUUCUAACUCUACUGGCCAUAUAUGUUAUCGUGGUGGAAAAUACAAAGGAAGGGAAGUGGAAGGAAGGAGGAUGGUUAGAUCAAAGCUAUGAAGAUUGGAUUAGGCUGCUUAAGCUUUCUGGACCAUGUUGCCUCACCACCUGCCUUGAGUGGUGGUGUUAUGAGAUUUUAGUUCUAAUGACAGGCCACCUUAAUAAUGCCAAAGAAACAGUUGGAAUUCUCACCAUUGUCUUAAACUUUGACUAUUUGCUCUUCUCUGUCAUGCUUUCCUUGGCAACAUGUGCCUCAAUCCGUGCAUCGAAUGAGCUCGGAGCCAACAGGCCAGGCGCUGCUUGUUAUUCGGCCUACGUAUCUCUGACUGUGAGUGUGAUCACAGGUUGCAUAUGUAGCUUGGUUAUGGUGGCAGCUAGGGGGAGUUGGGGUGCUUUGUUCAGCCAUAAUAAGAGGAUUGUAAAAGGAGUAAAGAAGAUGCUGCUGCUGAUGGCUUUGCUGGAAAUUGUGAAUUUCCCAUUAGCAGUUUGUGGAGGAAUUGUUAGGGGAACAGCUAGGCCAUGGUUAGCCAUGUACGCCAAUCUUGGUGGGUUUUACCUCAUCGCCUUGCCACUGGCCGCAGCUUUGGCAUUCAAGGUUGGGCUCGGUUUAGGCGGAAUGUUGAUGGGGUUCCUAGUAGGGAUUAUUGCUUGCCUAAUAUUGUUGUUGGUGUUCAUUUUUAGGAUCAACUGGGAUGAAGAAGCUAGAAAGGCUCAAAUCCUGGCUGACAUUAGUGAAGAUGAGAACAAAAAAACUGCCGAGACAGUUAAUAAUGGUCAAGUAUGAGCCUUCAUUUAAUGCAAAGCAAGAAUUCUAGAGUAGCCAUAGGAAUGUAAAAAUACAGGCAUAUAUGCAAACAAGCAUAACUUGUAAACUCAAUCAAAUUUUCAAUACCACAUCUUUUCAGAAUUUUUUUUUUCUUUU